Parascedosporium putredinis is the source of this 2232-nucleotide messenger RNA. The record is from the annotation of a GenBank genome assembly. NCBI's taxonomy places the organism in Eukaryota, Fungi, Ascomycota, Sordariomycetes, Microascales, Microascaceae.
AUGCCAUCUCUUCGAAAGGCGAUCGAAAAGCGGCGACCUCGAGCCGUCCUCGUCCAAGAUUUCCAUCAUUACAUUUUGCUUCUUGGCGGAGAGGUUCUGAAGGUCGGGGGCGCACAAAAGUUCAUCAAACUCGCCGGGAACUGGGCCACCCUAAUCAUAUCGCGGACUCUAGCGGCGGAUGACGAGAGAAAUCGAAUCGGGGAUACUGAUGCGGCGAUUCGCGACCUCGAACUAUCCCGUCAGUUUUUCCGUGCGCUGGAAGAGAGCCCUUUGAAACAAUUCUACUUUGGCCGCUGUCUUUCACUUCUCUUGCAAUGUUAUACCAUCCGUGGCGCCGAGAAUCGAGCCUUGGAAAUCGCUACAGACACGACGGAUCUUCUCCAGACGUUUCAGGCUUUGAGUGGCCGGAAUUCAUCCCCUCGACGCUAUAAUGACGCCGCGGACAAUGCCCUAUUUAGGUUAAUACACCCUAGGGACGUUUGGUGUGUCAGAUGCUUGUGCGACCUCGUGGAGUUAGCCACGGUUUACCUUGGCCUGCGACCGCCCCAGGACGGCUCGUUUUACACCACCAUCGUAGAGAUGUUGGUGAGACGGCCGGCUCAAGGCGUUGCCUAUAUCUACAAUCUUGAGAAGGAGUUUGCGCUUGCGCUUAGCAUCGCUGGCUUUGUUGACGAGGCUGUGCUUGUCUGGCGCAGGCUAAUAAGUUGGAAGGACAAGCCUGUUCACCGUCCAGACGAGGAAGAAGAUGCGGUGAGGUUCCGGCUGCUUGCCUGCCUCAUUGUUACGGACGAAGUGGGUGACGAAACCAUGAAGGAAUACAAACUGGUAGAUGUGGCGCAUAGCAUGAUCCACUACGAUCAUGGCCAGGUCCUUCUUUACCUUGCCCGGCGACUGCUGUAUCGGAAAAAGAUGUACAGCGAACUCGUCACCCUCUGUCACCGCAUUCAGCAUCUUUGCGACGAAAAGUAUACGCCUAGAAACCUAUUGUCCGUGAUUAACCGGUACUACGCAGCCCGCGUACAGAAAAAGGCGGGGAGAUAUGAUCUCGCGAUUGAGGAGUAUCGCGCGUUGCUCACGCUUCUGGAACGGUUUCUAGCGUGGGACGAUGACGAUGACCUUGCCGCAGCAUCGAACCACACUUUGGAACUAUCGACCCUUCGCGGUGAUACGAGGAAGAGUCUCGCCCACGCCUUGCGCUUGGCUGGGCGAACAGACGAGUGCAUUUUUGAGUAUCGGAAAACUCUCGAGGAUGACCCCGCGGGAUUCCUCGGCAACCGCAAAACUAGGCGCGGGAUUCUGAAGACUCUUGCACACUUGUAUGAGGAAGGUGAGGAUGUGGACGAGGCUAUUCUUGCCUACGAUAUUCUGUAUAGAGAAUACCUUGCAAGACCAAUGUCGGAGGCGUCGGCGGUGAUAAAAUGCAGCUGGUACCGGGGAAAGAUGUUCCAUCUCAUGGGUGAACUGGACCACGCCCUUGAGUUGUUCCGCUACGCAGCAAAUGCCUGCGCGGUUAGGAGGAUGGAGAACGCCAAAACCCGCUGGCCAACGCCGGAUCAAUUACAACUAGCUAGGAUGACGAUUGAAAACGCGGAAUCAGAGGAAGAUCGGCGUGAUCCAGCCCAGACGGAUGCCGGGGCGUCAAAGGGCCCUAAUGUGACGGAGACUACGGAAGAGGCUGCCGAGCCUAGCUCGAGACCGGUCAAGGUUCCUGCUGAUGAAACGGCGAGGCAGCGACCCGCGGGUAUGUCAUCUACGCCGAUAGCGGAAGAGCCCGCCCCCGCAGAGCCGGGUCCUGCUCCGGCAGAACCGGGCGUCUCCAUACCCAACCGGGUGCGUGUAGCCCAUCUCGUAGGGCUGGACUUUGACGAUGUAUUCGGGUACGGCGCGGAUGAUGAAGCUGCUAGUCUUCGUGACCAAAGUAUCGACGACAAGGAUCGCUGGUGGGCGCAAACUAUCAACGACUCCAUUGAGGCGGUGGAACGCGGAGAACGGAUUGAGAACCCGGCACCUGCAGACCGCUACGACUCGGACUGGGACGAUGACAUGCUUGAAUUUGAGGGCCAGGGCGUAGGGGAUGCGCCAUUCAUGAGCAUCGGCAGGAGGUCGAGUGAUGGAGUUCUCCCGCGAUUCGCGGAUUUACCGGCGACGUUUGAGGACUACAUGCAUGAGGUAGCAGAUCGAAAAAGAUAUACUUGGCGAACUCCUCAGAAGAAGGAGGAUUCGGCGAUAUGA